AUGGGCCGCGCGCCUCCGUCUCGGGGCGCGAAGUCUCAGUCCAUCAAUUUCAUGGGCUCCGGCGGCGGCCCCGGCUCCAGGCCCAACCCGGCGUUAAGGCCCAACAAAUUGAGACAUAUCCUCUCCGUCUGGACUCUCCCGGAAGAGGGAGGCGCGUUCACGCACGAGUCCCGCCUCUCAGCUCCGGCUGGCCUUCGCCAUUGUUGGACGCGGCUGGUUGAAGUUAAGAGAGGAAGUGGGGAGGAGGAGGAGGAGGAGGAGGAGGAGGAGGAGGAGAGUGUUUCCAAACGCUGGCAAUCCCCUGAUGGGGAUGAGCUCACCGAGGGGGGAGGGGGAAGAGAGCGUGUCUGGGCCUGGCUCCUCCCCCGCCUCACUUGGCGGAGCUUUGGGGACUCGGAGGGCAAAGCCGGCGCGGCGAGGAGAAGCCACUCUCCUGCUGCCUCCCGAGCACGGAGCUUCCCUGCCUCCCUCCCUCCCUGCCUUGCUUGCUUCCUUUCUUCCUUCGGGGCCCAAAGGGCGACCCUGGAGGCCAACCUCGCCCUGGCGCUGGCAGGGCUGGAGUCGGGGGCUGGGCUGCCCGUCCCGAAGGGGCUCCCGAGCAGCGCCGCCACCACCUCCUCCUCUUCCUCAACUUGGUGCCUCCCGCCGGAGCCCCUCAGCGCCUGGGGCAAGCCUUCCUCCUCUUCCUCCUCCUGCGGCGGAGAGUGGUUCCCUGCGCGGCGCAAAGCGGGCUCGGCGGAGGCCAUGGGUUCCGACGUGCGCGACCUCAACGCGCUUUUGCCUCCUCCCCCGGGCAACGGGGGCUGCCCCAUGCCGGCGCAGUGGGGCCCCGUGCUGGACUUCCCCUCGGGCGCCGCUUACGGCUCGCUGGCCGGCCCCCCUCCGCCGCCCCAUCCUCCGCCGCCCCCUUCAGCCUUCAUCAAGCAGGAGCCCAGCUGGAGCGCCUCGGACCCCCACGAGGAGCAGUGCCUCAGCGCCUUCACCGUCCACUUCUCGGGACAGUUCACGGGCACGGCCGGCGCCUGUCGCUAUGGGGCUUACGGGGCGCCCCCGCCCCCUCCGCCGCCGCCGCCGCCCCCGCCCUCCAGCCAGGCGCCCCCCGCCCAGGCGCGCCUCUUCCCCCAGGGCCCCUACCUGCCCAGCUGCCUCGAGGGACAACAGGCCCUCCGCAACCAAGGUUACGGCACAGUGGCCUUUGAUGGGACUCCAAGCUACGGCCACACUCCCUCGCACCACGCGGCCCAGUUCACGAACCACUCCUUCAAACACGAGGACCCCCUUUCCAUCGGCCAGCAGACCUCUCUAGGUGACCAGCAGUAUUCAGUGCCUCCUCCUGUCUAUGGCUGCCACACCCCCACGGACAGCUGCACGGGGAGCCAGGCUCUGCUCCUCAGGAACCCUUACAACAGUGACAAUUUAUACCAAAUGACCUCACAGCUUGAAUGCAUGACUUGGAAUCAAAUGAACUUGGGAUCCACACUUAAAGGCCACACAACAGGAUAUGAAAGUGAUAACCAUGCAGGUCCCUUGUUAUAUAGCUGUGGAGCCCAAUACAGAAUACACACCCAUGGAGUUUUUCGAGGAAUACAAGAUGUGCGGCGAGUGCCUGGAGUAGCUCCUACAAUUGUCAGGUCAACCAGUGAGGCAAAUGAGAAACGGCCUUUCAUGUGUGUAUACCCUGGCUGUAACAAACGAUAUUUUAAGCUGUCUCAUCUGCAAAUGCAUGGUAGAAAACACACCGGUGAAAAACCAUACCAGUGUGACUUUAAAGACUGUGAACGAAGAUUCUCUCGUUCAGAUCAACUGAAACGACACCAAAGGCGACAUACAGGUGUGAAACCCUUCCAGUGUAAAACCUGUCAGAGAAAGUUCUCCAGAUCCGAUCACCUGAAGACUCACACCAGGACUCAUACAGGUGAAAAGCCUUUCAGUUGCCGGUGGCCCAGUUGUCAAAAAAAGUUUGCUCGGUCUGAUGAAUUGGUCCGUCACCAUAACAUGCACAACAGGAACAUGACUAAACUUCAGCUUACUCUUUAGAUGUUUCAUAUUUACUGUACAAAAUUGACUCAUGGACUAUUAUAAACAUUUCAACCAUCAUCUCUCAAUUCUUUAAGGAAAAUUUUGGAUGCCUUCAAAAUGCAUUUGAGAGAACUUAACUAAACGCUAGGAUUCGGAUCAGAUCAGGCUUCUGCUUGGAAUCUCGAAUCUUCCUGUUCAAAGAUCUCAAAUGGUUUCAUUUUCUAACAUUAUUAUAUAAUUCCAAGUUGAUGAUUAUGUUGAACGUUAAAUAUUACUAUAAACUCUUGUUAUGUAUAUUUGUUCUUCUGGUCAGAAGGUUUUGUACUUUUACUUGAAAUUUGCAAGUGCAAGCUAGUGACGAUGCUGUCAUGUUCAUAUGUAAUGACUGAUAUGUGUGAAAGUCCCUUCAUGCAUAGUGCUGAAAACACUGAGGUUUCCAAAGACCACUGUAAUCCUGUACAAAUACCGUAUUAAUUUUGGUAACCUUUAUAGCAGUCAAGGGGAACAGUUUUCUAUUCUGUGAAGCUUUGUUGUCAAUAAUUCCAAAUAUUUUGCUUGCAAUUCUCAAAACUGUGGGUGUUAGGGUUUCUUAUAAGCUUAUGCAGUUUGUAUGUGUGUGUCUGUAUCUGUGUGUGUGAGAGAAAGAGAGGUCUUCAUCAGAGUUCUCCAGUCCACCUGCUUACACUGUUUCCACAAUUCUCUGUGUUGAAGACAGGAAAACCACAGGGACUAGUGCAUCUGAUGCAAAUCUCUUUCAUAAGUUAAUUGCAAAUUUUUGUGGCUAUUUCUGUGAGAUUGAGCAUGCUCCUAUACCCCCUACAUCUGUCCACACUCUGACCAUGCCCUAUCAAGAGUCUGCAGUCAAAUGAAGUCUAUGAGCAUACCACAAUUAGGACUUUCCCUGCACAAUCAGAGAUUUUACUUUUUCAAGAUUCCUCAUCACGUGAAGCUUUGCCUAUGUGCAAACAGUUGUAUAUUGAUAUACUCUAUAAAGACUUUGAAUGAGCAUUGGUCAAGAACCUGCUACAGUGACAGUCUCUCUACUUUGUACCUGUGUGCAUUAAAUCUAUUGAUCUGAAACGGCCUCAGCCUGCAUGAUGACAAGACUGAUUAUAGAAUAGUUAGUGGUGCCCCCCCCCCCCCACCAAAUCAAGGACUCCAUGAGGUUUACUAGAUCUCUAACUGACAAGAGUGGAGGCCUGGAUGGCUACACUACUGAGAGAAGAGAAGCCUACUUCCUUCCCCUCUUCUUCCUUUCUCUGCUUCCUCUGUUGUAUACUUUUUACAAAAUUAAUGAUCAAGAGAUGCUUUGAAUUUUUUUAAACAACCAAAAUACCAGACACCAAAUCUAUGACUGGGUACCUUGAUUUUCCAUCACAGCAUCCUGAUGUCCCAUCACAGGACAGGCACAUAAUAAGCUAUCCAGCACCCUAUUUUUCUUUUUUUGUCCCUGUGACAGUAGACUGGAGGAUUGCUGGUAUAUUUGCAGUCUUAAAGGGACAUGACAAUCCAUUGCAUACUUUCCUGGUAGUAGGUUCCAGUGUCCACAAUUGAACUAACUUCUGAACUGACACAAAUAGGAUUGUGCUGUAUAGCAAUACCUUGCCUAGAGAUGUCCCCUUCUGUUAGUGUCUACGGGAGAGAAACUCAAAACUAGAAAAUGGUUAUCUUUUUUUUUUUUGAAGAUAACAGUAUCUUUCAACACUGCAAUUGAAAAUCUGGCAUUGAACCUGACUUGUUUGUACCAACAACUUUCAUGUACAGAAACUGUACAUUGUUUUGUUUGGUAUCCUGAAACUGCUUUAAAUUUAUUCCAUUUUAAGACACAAGUUCUUGCACAAAACCAAGUCAAUAUUAUUGUAGAUGUUGAGAAUUUGUUUAACAGGCAGCCAUGCUGGUUAUAUGGCUGGCAAGUUGUAUAAAAUUAAAAUUAAAGUUGAAUUUAAGAAGAGGCUGGUCCAGAAUUUCCAUUAACAUAUGACUCUUAAACUAAACAAAUGGCUCUUAAGUGACUUGAACGUGUCUACAUAUACAAUUAUAUGUACAAAAAGAGAUGCCCAAUGUGAGGAAAUAUAUUAUUUCAGGGUUUAUUAUUUACUAUUAAUUGUUUGGAGUGGUGUACAUAUAUCUAUAAAUAUAUAUCUAAUAAUGUAUUGCUCUUAAACAAUUCAAAUUAGAAAGUGAAUAAAUAUUAGAUGCAUCAUCAGAUGUUGCUGCAAGCUAUUGCUGCCACAAAGACUGUAACCUGCAUUUUUCACUGAGCUAUCAAUUAAAGGCCAUUUAAAGAGAAACAAAUAAGAGUCCA
Anolis sagrei ordinatus is the source of this 4324-nucleotide messenger RNA. RefSeq names its product WT1 transcription factor (gene WT1). Lineage: Eukaryota; Metazoa; Chordata; Lepidosauria; Squamata; Anolidae. Gene Ontology annotation, cellular component: nucleus. Gene Ontology annotation, molecular function: DNA-binding transcription factor activity, RNA polymerase II-specific; RNA polymerase II cis-regulatory region sequence-specific DNA binding. The record is from RefSeq and is a predicted model, not a curated record. Gene Ontology annotation, biological process: regulation of transcription by RNA polymerase II.